CUAUUCUUAAAUUAUAAAGUUUUUAUUAUGUAAUAUUGUAGCUUGAAAUAAUUAAGAUUAUUUCAAAAGAUUAGAUUGCUUAUAUAUCUUUUAAACACUCAUUUUUGGAAUAAAUACAAUAAGAAAUCUUUUUUUAUUUAUAAAAAACAAAAAUUAAAAAAAAUCUUUAAUAUUAAAAUUUAAUUCCCUCAAAAAUAAGAAAUGAACUCUAUUAAAGCUUUCGUCCAAAAGGCUGCUCCCCACUUCAAGGGUGCUGCUUACUGUCCCAAGAGCAAAUCUUUCAAGCAAGUUUCCUUAGAAGAUUACAAAGGCAAAUAUUUAUUAUUGUUCUUCUAUCCUUUAGAUUUUACUUUUGUUUGCCCUACUGAAAUUAUUCAAUUCUCCAACCAUGCUAAGAAGUUCAACGAAACUAACUGUGAAGUUAUUGGUUGCUCUAUUGAUAGUCACUACACUCAUUAAGCUUACGUUUAAAGACCUAGAUCAGAAGGUGGUUUGGGAGAAGAUUUGUAAAUUAGUCUCCUUUCAGACUUAACUAAAAACAUCUCUAGAGAUUAUGGUGUUUUGACUGAAGGUGGUAUUGCCUUAAGAGGCUCUUUCAUCAUCGAUGACAAGCAAGUUUUACGUCACACUUCAGUUAACGAUCUCCCAGUCGGUAGAAACGUUGAAGAAUACUUGCGUUUAGUUUAGGCUUUCUAAUAUGCUGAUAAACACGGUGAAGUCUGCCCUGCUUCUUGGAAACCUGGUGCUGCUACCAUGAAACCCAGUCAUGAAUCUGAUGUCACCUCUAAAUACUGGAAAAAUGUUCAUGCUAAGAAUUGAAUUUAUUCUAAAACUUAAUAAUGAUUUUUAUAGAAAAUUAUUCAAUAAAAAGCUAAGCUUUAUUAAUAAUAGUAUUAAUUGUUUUUAAGUUUUAACUUGUAAAAGGGAUAUAAUCUAUUUUUCUAAAUAAUAAUUCAU
Molecule: messenger RNA, 957 nt
Organism: Tetrahymena thermophila SB210
Lineage: Eukaryota; Ciliophora; Oligohymenophorea; Hymenostomatida; Tetrahymenidae
Product: thioredoxin-dependent peroxide reductase
Exons: 1
Biological process (GO): response to oxidative stress; cell redox homeostasis; hydrogen peroxide catabolic process
Cellular component (GO): cytosol
Molecular function (GO): thioredoxin peroxidase activity
Source: RefSeq, a predicted model, not a curated record